This is a messenger RNA of Sphaerulina musiva SO2202, 1050 nucleotides long. RefSeq lists its product as uncharacterized. Lineage: Eukaryota; Fungi; Ascomycota; Dothideomycetes; Mycosphaerellales; Mycosphaerellaceae. Bases 339 to 929 code for a protein of 196 amino acids. The transcript has a single exon. The record is from RefSeq and is a predicted model, not a curated record.
UGGUCUAUACACUGCAUCAACUCCCAUAACAGCUCGCAGAAACUACACGACUAUCACUUACUUACAGAAUCAUGGAAUGGGCCAAGGACUGGGUAACGGAUAAACUCGCCGGCUAUGCUGCCACUGGAAUACAAGCUGGUGGGAGUCUAGCUGGUAAUGCAGUCGGCGGCGUGGGCUCGCUGAUUGAGAAUACUGGUCGUUCAGUGGGACAAAGUGCGAAUGGUUCGUGCACCACUUGCCAGUUCUUCCUACUGAUCUUCUGACUACCAGGUAUCGCAGGUGCUGUUGGCGGCGUGGGGAAUUAUAUCAACGGCUAUGGAGAAGCUGUCAAGAACUCGAUGGCUGCGGAUGGACCUGUUGGUGGGACUGGAUAUGGUUCUGGGGCCAAGAAGACCGCUGUACAGCCCAGCAGUGCUGUGAAAAAGACUGCGAAUGGGACUUCCAAAACGACUGCUACUGCAGCCUCUGCUGUUAAUGGGGCUGCGAAGAAGAGUCUGCCUUCUAUGCCCAAAGCUCUCCCGGCGGCCGGUAUGCCUUCAAAACCACCGCCUGCUACAACGAAGCGCGUGCUGCCAGCCAAGAAAUCUAUACCUGCUGCUGCCACUGCAACAAAUCCUCCGAGCAAGCCCGCGCCUGGCAAAGGUACACCUCCGAAUGCAAGGACCACGUUACCGAGACCACCGAUAUCCACUUCACGAAGUGAGCGAACAGCAGACGGUAAGGUGAAAGUCUCGGUGAUGAGUCGACCAUAUCCUGUCAAAGCGACGCCUGCAAGCAAUGGACCAGUAAGACCGGCGUCGGCUGCAGGUUCAGCGUCUUCGCGGCCGUUGCCUGCACGAGCGCCUGUGUCUACGGGUCAGAGUCCUAGGAGAGGAGAUGGCAAGAUCAGGAUAUCGCCAGAGAGUCGACCGAGGAGUGUGAAAGUGUGAGGAAGAGUGGAGAGCUAUGUGCGCAUCUUCGGUAUACACAACCUACUGUAUCUUAGGAGGUAGUAUAGGUUCGAAAUCAUCGUUCAAUGUCAAAUCCUGGCGUGUCCCGGCACUACCUGUC